Messenger RNA from Melanotaenia boesemani (Boeseman's rainbowfish), 3629 nucleotides. It is a transcript of the gene klhl2, whose product is annotated as kelch-like family member 2. Gene Ontology annotation, molecular function: protein binding. The record is from RefSeq and is a predicted model, not a curated record. The transcript is spliced from 15 exons. Bases 426 to 2243 code for a protein of 605 amino acids. NCBI's taxonomy places the organism in Eukaryota, Metazoa, Chordata, Actinopteri, Atheriniformes, Melanotaeniidae.
GACAGCUCUUUCUUCUGGGACGCCUUGGCCGCUUCCAGGACCGUCUUUGCCGACACGUCCUUGUUUGUGCGUUUUAAUCAGCUAUUGGAAAAUAGCAGGUAUCCUUGUCCGUCCUCCUCUCGCACCCAGUUACACCCAAGAGGGAAGAGGGAGGAAAACAGAGCCAAAAUAAACCCUGUUUGACACGUUGGGGGCUCUUUUCUUGCGUGUUUUGGGGACGAUAGAGGAGGACAAUCCGCUGGGCAAAGCUGCCGGGCUGGAUCGCAACGUGUCUGUAGAGUGUCCCCGCGGUCGAGCUGUGUAUUUAUAUGAAGCAGAGAGCUUUAAUGGGGCUGCCGUCAGCCCUCCUCUCCGCCUCUGGACCGAUUAUCGCCGUGAUUCACGCCUGAAUUCAGACCCAUCAAAGACGACAUUGUGGAUAUGGAAUGGUGCAUGCCGCUGGGCCAAGUUUUCAGCCUCUGAAAAACACCGAAAUCAUGGACAGUCAUCCGCUGUGCACUAGACUUUGUCCACACUCUCUGGACAAAGAAGAUGGAGUCGAGAGGCAGGGUCCCGUCACUCUGAACCCUCGGCACAUGAGGAAGGCAUUCAAAGUCAUGAAUGAGCUUCGCAGCCAGAGCCUGUUGUGUGAUGUAACUAUAGUGGCAGAGGAUGUGGAGAUUGCAGCUCACAGAGUGGUUCUGGCUGCUGGAAGCCCAUAUUUCCACGCCAUGUUCACUGGGGAAAUGGCAGAGAGCAGAGCGAAACGAGUGAGAAUAAAGGAGAUGGACGGCUGGACUUUGGGUCUACUGGUGGACUACAUCUACACUGCAGAGAUCCAGGUCACAGAAGAUAAUGUUCAGGCGCUGUUGCCUGCAGCAGGACUGCUCCAGCUCAACGAGGUGAAAAAGGCUUGUUGUGAGUUCCUGAGCUCUCAGCUCCAUCCGUCCAACUGUCUGGGGAUUCGAGCCUUCGCUGACCUACACGCCUGCUCCCAACUCCUUGCGCAGGCUAACAGCUAUGCAGAGCAACAUUUUACUGAGGUGGUUGGAAGUGAAGAGUUUCUUAAUUUGGGCAUGGAGCAAGUGUCUAGCCUGAUCGCCAGCGACAAGCUCACCAUCCCCACAGAAGAGAAGGUUUUUGAAGCAGUGAUAGCUUGGGUCAACCAUGACAAAGACGUCCGCCAGGAACACUUGGCUCACCUGAUGGAGCAUGUUCGCCUGCCACUGCUCUCCAGAGAAUAUCUGGUCCAGCGGGUGGAGGAGGAGUCCUUGAUAAAGAAUAGCAGCGCAUGUAAGGACUAUCUGAUAGAGGCCAUGAAGUACCACCUACUGCCUGCUGAUCAGAGAGCUCUGAUGAAGACUGCUCGUACUCGCAUGAGAACUCCUGCCUGCUGUCCUAAGGUUAUGGUGGUGGUUGGCGGUCAGGCUCCAAAGGCUAUCCGGAGUGUUGAAUGUUAUGACUUUGAGGAUCAACGAUGGUACCAGGUGGCUGAACUUCCAACUAGGCGUUGCAGAGCAGGUGUGGUGUACAUGGGAGGUUGUGUGUAUGCAGUCGGUGGUUUCAAUGGCUCUUUACGUGUGCGCACGGUCGACUGUUACGACCCGAUGGUGGACCGCUGGACUAGUGUAAGCAGUAUGCAGGACCGGCGAUCAACACUAGGGGCCGCUGUUCUCAACGGACUCCUCUACGCUGUCGGUGGAUUUGAUGGCAGCACAGGUCUGUCCACAAUUGAGGCGUACAAUGCCAAGACAGAUGAGUGGUUCCAUGUGCUGCCCAUGAGCACCCGACGCAGCAGUGUAGGAGUGGGUGUUGUUAAUGGGAUCCUCUAUGCUGUUGGAGGUUAUGAUGGGGCUACGAGACAAUGUUUAAGUACAGUAGAAGCUUACAACCCUAAAAGCAACACAUGGAGCUAUAUAGCAGAGAUGGGCACGAGACGAAGUGGAGCAGGUGUAGGGGUAUUAAAGGGUUUACUUUAUGCUGUCGGGGGACAUGAUGGUCCACUGGUCAGGAAGAGCUGUGAAGUUUAUGACCCUGCCACCAACAGCUGGCGACAAGUAGCUGACAUGAACAUGUGUCGACGCAAUGCGGGCGUGUGUGCUGUAAACAACUUACUAUAUGUAGUGGGAGGAGAUGAUGGCAGCUGCAAUUUGGCCUCGGUGGAGUUCUAUAAUCCAAAUUCUGAUAAGUGGACGCUACUGCCAACUUGCAUGAGCACAGGCCGCAGCUAUGCAGGAGUGACCGUGAUUGACAAGCCCUUAUGACUGCUUUAAACACUUGCUGCUGAUUCAGAGCAGAAUGUAUUCUGCUGAAUACUGAUCUUGGAUCUGUCUACGAUGCCAAUGCUUCAAUGUUGGGCAGCAUUAGCACAGGCACUGACGAAGAUGAAGAAUGCGACAAGAUUGUUAUUUUUGAGGAUGAAGAAGAUUUUUGCACUUACCUGAAUGGGGAAGGGGAGCUGUAGCAAACGAAGGGAUCAAACCUGUGUUUUAAUUGGCUCCUGACUGGACUGCAGCGGCGACUGGACAACCCAGUUUGAAGCACCACUGUACCACUGCAGUGCCAUUGAAACGCUACUGAUGCGAAGCAGCUACAACUGCAAAGUUACUUUAACAUUAGUAAUGUUAACAUGAACCAGCUCUGAGAAAGACCACUCAUCUCACCUAUGGGAGAGCAAAGCGGAGAAGGACCACUGUUGGACUGAAGUUAAUUUCUCCUUCAUUUUUAUUCUUCUGAGAAGUGUGUUUGUGUGUGUGCUAGCAUAUAAAGGUGCUCCAUUGCUUGCUGAUGUGAGCAUGUGUGUUCAUGUGCAUCUGAAUCUGUGUGUGUGAUGACGCCUGGGUUGACGCUGCAUGAGCACACUCUGUCCAACUUCUGACCUAUUACAGUGUUGCAGUGAGCCUGUUUGAGAGUGCCUGAAUGUACACCACCUUCUUUUCUCUGUUAAGCCUUGAGUACUGUUACUGGAGAGAGUACAGCUGGAUGCAGCUGCUAUUCUGUUUGGGUCGCUACAUGUUUUUUGUAGAGAAAACAGACUUUCAGUAGAAGUGCUAACUCUGGUCAGAAAGAAGCCUCAUUCAUGUUGCCAAACACGGUGACAGAAGGAGAAACUGAAAUGAAAAGUUGGAUGUAUCUGUGCUUUACAGUCACCUGGCAGCCAUAUUUACUGUGGUUAUAACCACUAAUGACAGCAGCAGCCUGAAGUCUCUGCAUGGUCCUUGUCUUUAAGCUGUUAUCUUUAACGGUUCCCUCCUCUUCUUCGGUGUUACAACCCUACUAACUACUGCACACCCUGACGUACUAUGAAUGUGCCAAUUUUAAUAUGUCUCCUCUUUUUCUGUCUCUCUUUAUAAAUCCGUUACUAGUCUUUUCUCUCUUUUUGGAAAGUGACCAAGCCUCUUCUUUGAGUUUCUUUUUCUUGAGUCUCUUUUUCUCGCCUCUCCUGCUAUAUUCAAAACUGCUAUAAAAGUAACUGGUAUCGCUGUUUCUUGUCAGUGUAUUGAGGAAUGUCAUGUAGGCUUAUAACUUUGAAAAUGUUCCAUUAUUUGUUUUCUAUUAUCAUGAAUAAAUAUGCUUCUUGUAUUUAAAGCUGUGAAAUUAUAUAAUCUGUUUUUAAAAAUUUGCCAAAUCAGUAAAACAUCAAAACGUGA